UAAACAGCUUAACCAAAUUCCUGAAUUCCGUUUACCGACAGGAAUGAAUCCAAGAGAUAACGACCUUUUCUUGCAUGAACCAUCUCUCCUUAGAUAACCAGUAAUAUCCUCAUGAUCCCAUCACCACCAAAAGUAAUGACUACAUAAGUAUUGCUCAUUACUUCCAUAUAAACUCUUACUUAACCCAAUAAAAAAUCAGCUGUUGCAGUAUCAGCCAUACUCUGGCUUUUCUCGCUGCAAUGCUUUGAGCAAUGGUUUUAAUCCUUUACUCUUUGUUUUGUGGGCAAAAUUAAAAAAUAUUUCAACAUUUAAUUUUUUUGUUCUGGUUUGAUCAUUUUUAGUCUCAUAUUUAAAAUGUGCACCUUUUAGUUAACGGUGGUUACUUUCUAGUGCUUUCUUCUUCUUAUUAUAGGAUGUUAACGAUUUUAACGUUAUCAGACGAGGAUCAACCAUCCACUAAUUAAAUGCUCUUGAUAUUUUCAACUUCCAGAAGUUACAUUCACCCGAACAACGGAUCAUAAAUCUCAACAAUAAGCUGUUUAUAUAUUUUUUGACAAUUCAUCUGUAUUUGGAGCUGGUUUCAAUUUCAACAUAAUUAUCGUUUUCUCAUAAGUUAAAUUUACGAUGGAAGAGGAGAAUCUGGCCGUCGCUAUGCAAAGUCGUUUGUAUGCAUGUCAAUUUGCCAACAUUGCGAAUAUGGACGAUCCAGAUGUAUGGGAGUAUACAAUGAGACGUGAAAGACAAGAAAUUUUGCCGGGAAUUUAUCUUGGACCCUAUUCAGCAGCCACAAAAUCUAAAAGAGAAGAGCUUUUUAAAGAUGGUAUUACUCACAUUAUUUGUGUCCGAGAUGAAUCUGAAUCUAAAUUUAUAAAGCCCAAUUUUCCUGGUGAAAUUGAUUAUCUGGUUCUCAACAUAGCUGAUAAUAACUGCCAAAAUUUAAUUCCUUUCUUUCCUAAAGUUAGAGAUUUUAUUAACAAUUGCCUCUCUAAUGGUGGUAAAGUACUAGUUCAUGGUAAUGCUGGAAUCUCUCGAUCAGCUUCUCUUGUCAUAUCCUACAUCAUGGACGUGUCUAAAACUCCAUUUAUGGCCGCUUUAACAAUGGUACAAAGUAAAAGAUAUUGUAUUCACCCUAAUCCUAACUUUCAAAGACAGUUAAUGGAAUACGAACCAAUUUUAAGUGCUCAGAAUGUCCAAAUGAGAAGCUUUACUCAAAAGAGAGGUUAUGAAUAUUCCGAAGACAUGACUAAUUAGGAUUGAUCAGAAUCUGAUUAUGCUUAAUUAUAUCACCCUGACUUAAUGAAACUCAUUUUACUUCAAACUAUUUUUUUCGAGCAUUUUGGUCAUUUGGCAUUUUCUCUUCUCAUUCGCACCAUAUUUUGACCACAUUGAGGAGUUCGCUAAUUUCAACUUUCAUAAGAACCCUUUAAUGACAAAAACCAUAAAUUAAGAGCUCAAAAUUGAUGAAACUCUGUGAUUAUCUCUAUUCUAAGCACCAGUCAUAAUAUUUUUCAUCUUUGACAAUACUACAUUAAAGGAACUUGCGUUUCACUCAUUACAAGCCUCACAAGUUAAUCAUGACAAAUAAAUUAUUCUAGUCUAAGGUGCCAACACUGAAGAAAUUUAAAGUUUGGAUUAACCGAAUGACCAGAACAAUGUAAAAUAUUAAUAUUCUUAAUCACUAGUAA
Molecule: messenger RNA, 1685 nt
Organism: Tetranychus urticae (two-spotted spider mite)
Lineage: Eukaryota; Metazoa; Arthropoda; Arachnida; Trombidiformes; Tetranychidae
Product: serine/threonine/tyrosine-interacting protein
Biological process (GO): negative regulation of SCF-dependent proteasomal ubiquitin-dependent catabolic process; regulation of ERK1 and ERK2 cascade; protein dephosphorylation
Cellular component (GO): cytoplasm; nucleoplasm
Molecular function (GO): F-box domain binding
Source: RefSeq, a predicted model, not a curated record